Messenger RNA from Ochotona princeps (American pika), 2204 nucleotides. It is a transcript of the gene CASC3, whose product is annotated as CASC3 exon junction complex subunit. Lineage: Eukaryota; Metazoa; Chordata; Mammalia; Lagomorpha; Ochotonidae. Gene Ontology annotation, molecular function: mRNA binding. Gene Ontology annotation, cellular component: exon-exon junction complex. The transcript has 13 exons. Gene Ontology annotation, biological process: mRNA processing. The coding region runs from base 59 to 2164 and encodes 701 amino acids. The record is from RefSeq and is a predicted model, not a curated record.
GCCUGUGCGACGGGCGUGGUGCGUUGGGAGCUGGCUGGCGGCGGCCGUUCUGUGUAAGAUGGCGGACCGGCGGCGGCAGCGCGCCUCGCAGGACACGGAGGAUGAGGAGUCGGGGGCUUCGGGCUCGGACAGCGGCGGUUCCCCGGCGCGCGGCGGCGGCAGCGGCAGCGGCAGCGGCAGCGGCGGCGGUAGCGGCUCCCUGCCUUCCCAGCGCGGCGGCCGAGCCGGGGCCCUGCAUCUGCGGCGGGUGGAGAGCGGGGGCGCCCAGAGCGCCGAGGAGUCGGAGUGUGAGAGUGAAGAUGGCAUCGAGGGCGAUGCUGUUCUCUCAGAUUAUGAAAGUGCAGAAGACUCAGAAGGUGAAGAGGAAUACAGUGAAGAGGAAAACUCCAAAGUGGAGUUGAAGUCAGAAGCUAAUGAUGCUGUUAAUUCAACAAAAGAAGAGAAGGGGGAAGACAAGCAUGACACCAAAGGAACUGUGACUGGAGAGAGACAAAGUGGGGAUGGACAGGAGAGCACAGAGCCUGUGGAGAAUAAAAUGGGUAAAAAGGGUCCCAAGCAUUUGGAUGAUGAUGAAGACAGGAAGAAUCCAGCGUACAUACCCCGGAAAGGGCUCUUCUUUGAGCAUGAUCUUCGAGGCCAAACUCAGGAGGAAGAAGUCAGACCCAAGGGGCGUCAGCGGAAGCUGUGGAAGGAUGAGGGCCGCUGGGAGCAUGAUAAGUUUCGGGAAGAUGAGCAGGCCCCAAAGUCCCGCCAGGAGCUCAUUGCUCUUUAUGGCUAUGAUAUCCGCUCAGCUCAUAACCCUGAUGACAUUAAACCUCGAAGAAUCCGGAAACCCAGAUAUGGAAGCCCUCCGCAAAGAGAUCCAAACUGGAUUGGUGAGCGUUCAAAUAAGUCCCACCGCCACCAAGGUCCUGGGGGCACCCUACCGCCAAGGACAUUUACUAACAGGAGCGCUGCAGGUACCGGCCGCAUGUCUGCACCCAGGAAUUACUCUCGAUCUGGGGGCUUCAAAGAAGGUCGUGCUGGCUUUCGGCCUAUGGAGGCUGGGGGGCAGCAUGGAGGCCGUUCUGGUGAGACUACUAAGCAUGAAACUGGUUACCGGUCCCAGCGCCUGGAGCAGACUCCGGUGAGGGAUCCGUCUCCUGAAGCAGAUACGCCGGAGCUUGGAGGUCCUGAGAAGGAGGAGGCAGCCCCCGAGACACCAGCCACGGCUCCUGAGCCUGUACCACCAGCCCCUGACAGACCUGUCGAGAAGAAAUCCUACUCCCGGGCGAGAAGAACCCGCACCAAAGUAGGAGAUGCUGGCAAAGUUGCAGAGGAGGUCCCCCCUCCACCUGAAGGGCUGCCCCCAGCUCCUGCAGUUCCAGAGACCACCCCUCCUCCACCUGCUAAGACUGGAAGCUGGGAGGCUCCGGUGGAUUCUACCAGCGGACUGGAACAAGAUGUAGCACAAUUAAAUAUAGCAGAGCAGAGUUGGAAUCCAGGCCAGCCUUCAUUCGUGCAGCCCCGGGAGCUUCGAGGUAUGCCCAGCCACAUACACAUGGGAGCAGGACCUCCACCUCAGUUUAACCGGAUGGAAGAAAUGGGUGUUCAGGGUGGUCGAGCCAAACGGUAUUCAUCUCAGAGACAGAGACCUGUUCCGGAGCCCCCUGCCCCUCCUGUGCACAUCAGCAUCAUGGAGGGACAUUACUAUGACCCACUGCAGUUCCAGGGACCAAUCUAUACCCAUGGUGACAGCGCUGCCCCACUGCCUCCACAAGGCAUGAUUGUGCAGCCAGAAAUGCACCUUCCCCACCCAGGUUUACAUCCCCACCAGACACCGGCGCCUCUGCCCAAUCCGGGCCUCUAUCCCCCACCAGUGUCUAUGUCUCCAGGACAGCCACCGCCUCAACAGCUGCUUGCUCCCACUUACUUUUCUGCCCCAGGGGUCAUGAACUUUGGUAAUCCCAAUUACCCUUAUGCUCCAGGGGCACUGCCCCCUCCACCACCACCUCCUCAUCUGUAUCCUAAUACGCAGGCCCCAUCACAGGUAUAUGGGGGAGUGACCUACUAUAACCCAGCCCAGCAACAGGUGCAGCCAAAGCCCUCCCCACCACGGAGAACCCCCCAGCCCGUCACCAUCAAGCCCCCUCCACCUGAGGUUGUAAGCAGGGGCUCCAGUUAAUAUAAGUUUCUGAAUAUUUUAAAACUAACAUCAUAUAAAA